AAAUAGAAGAGGGGGAAGUCUAAUGAAGACAAGCGAGUGAAGGAGUUUAACAGGACCUGAGAUCGUACAACACCAAGGAAGAGGCGGAAAAGCUGUAAUUUAGGGGGUUCAGGCUCAGUCCUGCUCAACAGUCUACAACGUCUUGAAGAAACAAAAUUGACCAUUUAAUUUUUAAUUAAACACGUUGAAACACGUUGAAACUUAGUGAUCACCUCCAGAGUUUGUUUUCAAUCAAUUUCAAAUAAAGAACACGACGUAAGAAGACAAAGAAGACAUAUAACUGAAAACAGCAGCCAUGGCGCCCUCUCUCGUCCAGGCCUACAGGAGGCGCUGGUGGAUGGCGGUGACGGCGGUAAUAGAAAACCUUCUUUGUUCGGCCGUGCUGCUUGGAUGGGGUUCCCUGCUCAUCAUGUUGAAGAGCGAGGGUUUUUACUCCCACCUGUGCCACGUGAAUGAGUCAGUGAACGUGUCGAUGGAAAACUCCUCUGGCGGUGAGGCGGGUGAGUGGCCCAGCUGUGUGGACCAGGAGGAGAUGCUGAAUCUGGGCUUCACCAUUGGUUCAUUCCUGCUCAGCGCCACAACGCUGCCGCUCGGUAUCCUGAUGGACAGGUUUGGUCCUCGUCCAAUUCGACUGGUGGGCAGCUUGUGUUUUGGUCUGUCAUGUGUUAUCAUGGCUGCGUCUGCCUACGACCCACAUUCCUUGUCAGCGCUCAUCUUCGUGGCUCUCUCUCUAAACGGCUUUGGAGGCAUCUGCCUGACCUUCACCUCCAUCACGCUCCCCAACAUGUUUGGUUCUGUGAGCUCCACCAUCAUGUCUCUGAUGAUCGGCUCCUACGCUUCCUCUGCCGUCACGUUCCCAGGUGUCAAGCUCAUCUAUGAUGCAGGCUUAUCAUUUCGAGCGAUCAUGUGGAUUUGGACCGGUCUUGCAGGGUUUGUCUUCUUCAACUGUUUCUUGAACUGGCCCUCAGAGGGCUUCCCAACUCCUGAUGAGGUGGACUACAGUAAGAUCCUCACUCAAGAGGGGCCUUCACAUAACCAGAAGGCUGGCGGAGAGAAAUUGGCUCUGAAAAACGGAGGCGUCCAACACACCGGAGAGAAGCUUCCUGAUGGACCCGACGCUUCCCCCAAUGCUGUACCCUUCCGUCAGUCUGUGUUCUCCCCCAUCUUCCUCUGGAGUCUGAUCACGAUGGGGAUGACCCAGCUGAGGAUCAUCUUCUAUAUGGGAGCCAUGAACAAGAUGCUGGAGUUCUUUGUUACCCAUGGUGAAAAGGACUCUUCUGAGCAGUUGACGCUUGAGGCAGAAGAGAAAGUGAGUUUCUACUCAUCCAUCUUUGGCACACUCCAGCUGCUGUGUCUGGUCACGUGUCCUCUGAUUGGAUACAUCAUGGACUGGAAGAUGAAGGAUUGUGAAGAUGAGAAGACUGUCUCUUCAGGCGCAGAGCAGAGCCGGACGAGUGGAGUCAAGAGAGAUCGUAAGAUCCAGAAGCUGACCAAUGCCAUGAGAGCGUUUGUCUUCACCAAUACGCUGCUGAUCAUUUUUGGAGUGUGUUGCAUCAUUGACAGCCUGCCUCUACAGAUUUUGACCUUCAUCCUCCACACGAUGGUGCGAGGCUUCAUCCACUCGUGCUGCGGAGGCCUCUAUGCUGCUGUCUACCCGUCCAACCACUUUGGCACGCUGACAGGCCUGCAGUCCAUGGUAAGCGCCGUGGUCGCUCUGCUGCAGCAGCCGCUGUUCAUCGUCAUGGUCGGCCAUCUCAACGGAGACGCCUACUGGAUCAACUUAAGCCUGCUGUUGUUCUCAUUGAUGGGCUUCCUGUUGCCGGGUUACCUGUUCUACCACCGCAGGUGUCUGCUGAAGGAGAAGGAAAGGAAAGCCGUCGUACAGGAGAUGUAUGCCCUCAAGAGCGAAGCAAACGGUGUCAAACCUCACUGCAAUGGCUUCUCUGAGGUACAGGCUUAGACACGGACAAGGACCGCUGGAAUGAUCUCCUCUACUUUAGGAUGUGCCUGCACAGCACAACACCAGCAUCCUACUGGGCUUUUUAUUUGGAUUCAAUUUCAUAUAUUUUGCUCUUUGGUCAUCGCUGGUGCCCGUUUUUGCUCAUCACAAUCUAUGUCACGGAGCUGUUUUGUUACAAUUCGUAGUCAGACUUCAAGUUCGUUGUGAUUUGGGGAAAAGACUUGUCACCGUCAUUUGUUUCUGUUUAUUUAUACUGGUUACAAUCCAAGAACCACAUUAGCCACACUUAAAGCCAUAAAAGUUAAACUGCAAGGAGAUGCAAAGACACUGUGGACAUCAUGGUACUUGAAUGCUACUCUGUAGUUUUCUGACAAUCAUCAUAAAUCUUGCUAACACCAAAGAACAACUUGAAGGUAUUGGGAACGUUACACUCUAUUCAGUAUUUUGUUAAAGGGUGACACAAAGUGAUAGUUGUGCUGUUUCUUCUGUAGUCCCCCUGCAAACACGGUGCAUGUCUGUCUGUUCAAUUUUUAUAUGCAUAUGUGUUCAAAGAUGCAUUCAAAGCAUUCAGAAAUCAGAAUAGCAGGUUUCUGUUAUAAAAAAAGGUGUUUUUGAGUAUUAUUUCCUAGGACAUCUUCUCUCACAAACAUCCAAAGGUAUACAUAUAUAGAUUGGUUGUUGCAAUACUGCAUCUAUCUACCUCCUCUGAGCCCCUUUUUUUAAUGCACCAUCGCUCUACAGACUCCUAUUUCUACCCAUACUAUUUUUUUCCCACAUUCAGAAAUAUAAAUUUGCAAUCACACACCCUUUGUGAAACAUAUUAAUGAGAUUUCCCUGUCGAGCCAUAAUCCUCACAGGUUAGAGUGGUUUAGACUGAACAUUUCAGACUGUCAUUUUAAUUAAAAAACAUUUUUUAAGGAAAACUGACUGAUGAGGAUCAUUCUGAUACACUUUCUACUGCUUUACGCACAGAAAUGAACUAGUGUUUGUACAAAAUGUGUAUUUAACUGUCUCUUUUUAUACUGUAGUUGCCGUAGUUUAAAAAAGGGAACAUCGUUUUGUAGAUGGGGCUUGUCAUAAAAGGCUCAGAUGAUUUUCUUCAAAUCCUGCUUUUUUUUUUUUUUCUGGUCAUGUAUUGAUUUUAGGAGCAAACAAACCUCCAGCAAAAUUGUUUUUGUAAAUAGAACUGAGGUGUGGUUUGUAUUUUAUUACAUAUUCUGCUUGCAUUGCUGUAUAUGAGUUUGUACAUUUUGUUGAUGUACAAAAGCUGAACGCUGAAGAGAAACUGGCUGUGGUUACCUUUUUUAUUUUUUGUUUUCCUUUAACGUGAUUUCACGUUUUACAUUAAAACGAUGCAUCUAGCUGCAGAAUGCGAUCCCUGUGGGUCAGCCAGUAACAGAAAUGUAAAGAUCUAACAAAAUGCUUUGUGUAUAUGUUGGUUCUGAUAUGAAAUCUGUUGCUAUAUAAAUAUGCUAAUGCUUUUGCCAAAAUCAGUUUCAUUGCACCAUUAAUUAGCAGGUUUUUCCCAUCUUUUCUGAUGUAUGAUUCCUAUUUCUUAGCUUCCUCUCAUGAAAUGUGUCCAGCUUCUUGAAUAUCUGCACUCUUAAAUGAAAUUCUGCAUUUUGAUUUUGUUUGAUGCCUUUCACACCAACUUGCCUUUAUGAAAACACAAGUGAAUUAACAGAUUAAAUGUGCCAAACACCUUCCUCUGUAAACCAAAGCCAUCUUCUGGGACUGUAAAGGUAGUUAGUACAGCGCUUGACCUCAGGAGAGCAGUAUGAACAAGAAUACAUAAGAGUCCAGCAGUUAGUUUGUCUUGAUUCUGCUUGACAGUCCGUUUCAUGAAGAUUUGUAGUAUGACAGUGAAAGCUGCUGAGCCUUUCUAGUUCAGCUUUAGCUAACUUUAUCUUGACACAUAAUGUACUGUUAAUUCCAGCAAUAUGCAUCUGUGGUUUUAAGCUGCUUAAAAAAAAGAAAAAAACCACCAGACCUUAGUUAAAACUGAAAUAACAUUUAAAUUAAUGUGACAUGUUUUAGUCUUCAUGCCGGUGAUGUAAGAUAAUGUGCUUCCUGAGAUGUCGGUGUUUAUGUUUGAUCAACUCCAUCUUUUGGCUUUUCUGUACGUCUUUUUGUUUCAGAGGUCGAGUUGUUGUCUUGUUAAAACUGAAUGUUUUCUUCCCACCUUUAAUCAAAUGUCCAGUAUGUGUGUUUGAUAAGUUAAUAAACGUAUAAAGAAAA
Cololabis saira (Pacific saury) is the source of this 4198-nucleotide messenger RNA. RefSeq names its product solute carrier family 43 member 1a (gene slc43a1a). Bases 296 to 1960 code for a protein of 554 amino acids. Gene Ontology annotation, biological process: transmembrane transport; neutral amino acid transport. Gene Ontology annotation, molecular function: L-amino acid transmembrane transporter activity; neutral L-amino acid transmembrane transporter activity. The record is from RefSeq and is a predicted model, not a curated record. The transcript is spliced from 15 exons. NCBI's taxonomy places the organism in Eukaryota, Metazoa, Chordata, Actinopteri, Beloniformes, Belonidae.